Penicillium canariense is the source of this 1950-nucleotide messenger RNA. RefSeq names its product IlvD/Edd family dehydratase. Lineage: Eukaryota; Fungi; Ascomycota; Eurotiomycetes; Eurotiales; Aspergillaceae. The record is from RefSeq and is a predicted model, not a curated record. The transcript is spliced from 3 exons. Gene Ontology annotation, molecular function: hydro-lyase activity. The coding region runs from base 1 to 1950 and encodes 649 amino acids.
AUGACGUGCGGCACCAAAGCCUCUUGCGAAGGCUGCUCCUGCGAUAGCAACCCGAAGCCGGUCAACAUCGAAGACUGCGAAUCUGAACUCCUCGCGCUGCGCAAGCGCACCUUCGAAUUGGAGAAGAAGCUCGCUUCGUUCAAGGAUGGUCCCGCGCCCCCACGUCAAGGCCGCAAGCUGCGGUCUGCGCAGUGGUUCAACAACGAGAAUAACCCAGGGAUGACGGCACUGUACAUAGAGCGCUACCUAAAUUAUGGCAUGACGCGCGAGGAGCUCAUGUCGGGGAAACCGGUGAUUGGCAUCGCACAGUCUGGCUCAGAUAUUGCGCCGUGCAAUCGGCACCACUUGGAGCUUGCGAAGCGUGUACGUGAAGGCAUUCGAAGUGCUGGGGGGAUUGCAUUUGAGUUUCCUACGCAUCCGAUCCAGGAGAGCUCGCGCCGGCCGACGGCCUGCUUGGAUCGCAAUCUGGCAUAUCUAGGGUUGGUGGAGAUUCUGUAUGCAUACCCGUUGGAUGGCGUGGUGCUUUUGACUGGGUGCGAUAAGACGACACCUGCAGCAUUGAUGGCGGCAGCUACUGUAAAUAUUCCGGCAAUUUGUCUCAACGUCGGACCGAUGCUUAAUGGCUACAUGAAAGAUGAACUGGCCGGCUCAGGAAUGGUGGUUUGGAAGGGGAGAGAAUUGUACGCGGCUGGCAAAAUCAACCGCGAGGAGUUCAUCGACUAUGUUUCUCGAGGGGCCCCAUCUGUGGGUCAUUGCAACACCAUGGGUACCGCCUCAACUAUGAACGCACUUGCAGAAACACUGGGCAUGGCGCUUCCAGGCUCGGCGGCCAUCCCGGCACCUUAUCGUGAGCGUGGUCAAUGUGCUUAUGAAACAGGCGAGCGAAUUGUCGAGAUGGUCCACGCGGACCGUAAGCCAAGCGACAUCAUGACUCGCGAAGCUUUUGAGAACGCUAUCAUUACCAACACCGCCAUUGGUGGCAGCACGAACGCUCCGAUUCACAUCAAUGCUAUGGCGAAGCACAUUGGCGUGGAGCUUUCGCUCGAUGACUGGGAUCAGCUAGGCUUUCACUUCCCGCUCCUCCUCAACAUGCAGCCCGCUGGCGAGUUCUUGGCUGAAGAGUAUUUCCGCGCCGGUGGAUUACCUGCUAUUAUGGCAGAGUUGCUUGAGGCUGGGAAGCUGCGCCCUCGGGCAUUAACUUGCAAUGGCAAAACCGUGGAAGAAAACGUACGUGGCCAGCAGUCAUGGAACCGAAAGAUAAUUCGACCUUAUAACGAGCCGCUUAUGGCGGAUGCUGGAUUUGUGCAUCUUCGAGGCACCCUCUUCAACUCGGCCAUCAUGAAGACUUGUGUGAUUUCUCCGGCAUUCCGCCAGAAGUUCCUUGAGAAUCCCAAUGAUCCGAACGCCUUCGAAGGCAUGGUCGUGGUAUUUGAUGGGCCGGAGGACUACCACAGCCGGCUUGAUGACCCAGCAACACCCAUUGACGAUACAAGCAUCCUUGUCAUGCGUGGAGCCGGCCCCUUGGGGUAUCCUGGGGCAGCUGAGGUAGUCAACAUGCAUCCACCAGCACGUCUACUGCGCCAAGGUGUCAAUUCACUCCCUUGUAUUGGUGAUGGCCGCCAGUCUGGCACAUCAGGUUCUCCGUCCAUCCUGAACGCAAGCCCCGAGGCAGCUGCGGGCGGUAACCUGGCCAUCCUCCGCGACGGUGACCGUAUACGGGUGGACCUGACCAAACGCCAAGUAGAUAUCUUCCUUGCCCCCGAAGAGAUUGAGCGCCGCCAUGCUAUUCUUCACGCCCAUGGCGGCUACUCUGUACCAGAGAACCAGACACCAUGGCAGGAGAUCUUCCGUCGCGAGACCGACCAGUUAAGUGAGGGUAUGGUUCUCCGCGAUGCUGUUAAGUACCAGAGAGUUGCACAGCGGUGGGAAGAGCCAAGACAUAACCACUAG